AUGGUAUAUGUCUCCUCCAACCUUUUCCUCCCACGUGUCCGCCCACAGAAGCCUGCGUUGUUCAGCUUCUCACAUUCUGAUGACCAAGUAAUGAAAGUGCCUGUAGCUGACAGGCGCUGUGAUUGGCUGUCCCCUGGCCCCUCCUUUGCUCCGGCCGGCUGCACGCGAGCGGUGUGUGUCUAUCCUCCGUAUUGCUCCUGCAGUGUUUGGAUGAGGAGGUGGAGGAGGAGAAGGAGGAGAACCCAGUCAGCCUGCAGUCGCAUGUCCGCCCCGCUAUGCUCCUACUGUGGCCACACCACUCUGCAAGGACUCCUUACCGACUCAGAGCUCCAUGAUGAGGACCAGAAGUGA
This is a messenger RNA of Knipowitschia caucasica, 351 nucleotides long. NCBI's taxonomy places the organism in Eukaryota, Metazoa, Chordata, Actinopteri, Gobiiformes, Gobiidae. The record is from the annotation of a GenBank genome assembly.